Paramecium tetraurelia is the source of this 603-nucleotide messenger RNA. RefSeq lists its product as uncharacterized. NCBI's taxonomy places the organism in Eukaryota, Ciliophora, Oligohymenophorea, Peniculida, Parameciidae. The record is from RefSeq and is a predicted model, not a curated record. The transcript is spliced from 2 exons.
AUGAAAUAGAAAAAUAACAUUCUAUCAACAUCAUUGUUGUUAAUUAUUAUUGAAUUAGUGACUAAUUAGAUUUGUUAAAAGACAGAUACAACAAUUAAAUCAAUCAUAAGAGGAAAUUAUUUAAUGAGUAAUUUCUAAAAUCAUAAAAUUUAUAUUGAAGGAGGUAAUGAAGGAAGUUGUUUACUUGAUAAUAUUUACAUAGUAGAAUAUAGAUUUGGACAUCCAACAAGCCUGAUUGGAACUUCAAUAAUAUUUUAUCUAUACCAAACCUAUGAAUUAAAUACCUUAAAAAUAUGGUUUUGGGAUCUAAAAACAACUUUCUAUGCAAUAUCGGAUUUUAUAAUAUUCAAUAAUAUAGAAACAAUAAUUUAUGAAAGUAGUCGUGGGUAAUUAAUAACAUUUCAGAUUAGGAAUUAGCAAAGAUUUUCUAAGAAAAGCACAAAUAGAAUUAGGAACAACUUAUCCUUUCCUGUCGGGGUAAAGAGCACAGAGUUCUACAUAAGUAAAAGAGCCUAUAUCUGUAUAUAUGAGGGAAUAUCUUUUUUAAAUAAUUAUUUAAAUUUAGAAGAAACAAAUUUUGCUUGUUUUCAGCAUUUUGGGUGA